Daldinia vernicosa is the source of this 309-nucleotide messenger RNA. RefSeq lists its product as uncharacterized. NCBI's taxonomy places the organism in Eukaryota, Fungi, Ascomycota, Sordariomycetes, Xylariales, Hypoxylaceae. Bases 1 to 309 code for a protein of 102 amino acids. The transcript is spliced from 2 exons. The record is from RefSeq and is a predicted model, not a curated record.
AUGACCGAUAGUACAGGUAACAAAGACCAGAGCGCCGGGUUCCUCGGUAGCGUGACCGGGGGCGUCGAAAACGUCGUCACGGGCGGCGAUAAGGCCAAAGGCCAGGGGGGACUUGUCGGAGGUCUCAGUGGAGCGGUCGGCAAGACGACAGAAGGCGCCGGAAAUGCCCUCAAUAAGACGACCGAGGGGCUCGGUAACACGGCCGGCUCGGCAACCGAGGGAGUCGGAAAUGUUGGCAAAGGUGUCACGGGGACCUUAGACAAUACCGUUAAAGGAGUCGUGCAAUUGACUAGGGUGUGUGUCGAGUAG